UUCCCCUCUUCCGCCUUCCUCUCCCUCUUCCCGGCCCAUCUGGGAUGCUCUGCUCCGGCCCCGGGGAGGGCAGUGGGGGCGCCCCAGGAGGCAGCGCGCCGCCAUGGAUGGGGGUGAGAUGCCCAGCGAGGCGCGGCGGGCGCCCCGGGCCCCCAAGCAGCGCAACCGGGCCCCCGCACCGGCAGAGGGCCCUGAGGGCACCGAGGCGGCCGCCCGGGGCCCCCACGCCGUGCUGGAGGGCAAGGUGAAGGCCCUCAAGGAGAAGCGGGGCGCCGGGCGGCCAGGGGGCCCCGCCCCCGCCCCCGAGCGCCCCUCGCCCAAGAAGCCGCGGCCCCGCCGGGCCAAGCCGGGCGCCGAGGCCGCCCCGGAGCCACGGGCCCGGCUCUGCACCUACCUCACUGACGGGCUGCUGGACGGCGGUGAGACGGGGUCCGGGGCCUCCCCGUGCGGCAGCAGCGCCGGGGGGCCCUGGAGGAUGCCGGGGGCCGGCAGCGGGGCCGGUGGGCUCUCGCUGGCCCAGCGCGUGGAGAGGAACCGGCGGCUGCUGCAGGAGGUGCUGGCGCUGGUGCCGGGGAGGGCGGCCGCCGGGCCCCCGCAGGACGGCCCUGCUCACGAGCUGCCGGCGAGCGAUGCCGACUGGGACUCGGGUGUCUCCCUGCCGGAUGCCGAAGGCUGCAGGGCCUCGGUGCCCGGGCCGGAGCUCGCGCUGAGCCCGCGCCAUGAGCAGGCCAAGCAGCUGCUGCAGCGCGCCCGCAUGAAGGCGCGGACCAACCCGCUGCGCGCCAGCCACGACAUCCUGCCCGCCGGCCCCAGGGAGCCCGGUGGGACGCCCGCACCGGAGCCGAAGCGGAGGGAUGGAGAGGCGCCGGCCGGCGGGAGCCUGAGCGACUCAUCGAGCGGGGAGUCAAGCGGGGGCCCACGGCGGGCGCGGGGGCCGUCGCCGUCCCGCGUGCGCUUCGAGGACGAGUCGGCCCGCGACGCCGAGGCGCGCUACCUGGAGCGGCUGCAGCUGCGGCAGCGCCGCGCACUGGAUGCCGCCCUCAGCUCCCCAGCCCGUGGCCCCCCGCUCGCCAAGCCCGGCCCAGCUGGCGGCGAGGGCGAGCGGCCGAGCCGGGGGCCGGGGCGCCCAGGGGACGCGGCUGGCCCGGGCAGGGCCGCGGGCGCCGGGGGCAAGUGCAAGGCUUGCGGUUCCUACCUGGGCACCGCGGUGGAGAACGGCCAGGGCGAGCGGCACGCGGCGCCUGCCCCCCCACCAGAGCCCCGGGCUGGGACGCUGGGCCCCCGGGGGUCUCCCCUGUGGAUCCUCCCUUCCCGGCAGCGCAUCCACACCGAGAGGAUCAAGGAGACCUACAUCGGGGACACGACCCGCCUCGACGACGCCGACUCUGCCCUGGAGAGCACCGACACCUCCGACGGCUGCCGCACGGACAGCGAGGAGGGGCGACCCCGCGGCGCCCGCCGGCACGGCACCACCCUGGGCACUGAGCCAGUGGCUGGGAAGCCGGAGCGCCAUGGGGUCUCGGCGUCGCCACAGCCCCGGGGGCCGGACAGGCCGCAGGCGUCUCCCCCCUGCGCUGCACCGCCGCUGCCCGGGAAAGCCAGCGGCCAGGAGGAUGGCGUGGGGAGCAGCCCCCGGCGGCCCCCCGACAGCCCCCUCUGCGCUUUGUCCACCAACAACUGCAACAACACGCAGGGCCGGGGGUUUGGCACUGCUGGCAUCCCCAUCCGCCCAGCCCUGGGGCCGGCGGCGAUGCAGCCCGCCGGGGAAGGGGAAACCGCCGCUGCAGAGAAGCGAGGUCCAGACGGGAGUGCGGCAUGUGGCGCAUUGCCGGAGUCCCCCGUGCGCCGCAAGGGCAGCGGCGCCUCGGCGGUGGGGCUGCGGAAGCUGCUAUGCAGCCUGAGCCAGGGCACCAAGCAGCGCCUGGGCCGCUUCCGCUGCUACAGCAUGGAGCAGCUGGCGGGGGGCGGCCCUGCAUCACCCCCCCUGCGGAAAGCCCCCUCGCUGCAGUCCCUGGCGUCACCCUUCUGCCAGCCCCGGAAAGCAUCCUCCGUCCAAAACCUGCGCGCCGCUGUGGGCAAGGCGCCCCGUGCCAGCGCCUACCUGGUGGCCGAGCCGGGGGUCCCGGCGCCGCGGCGCACGCUCAGCGUGGAGGACAUCGGUGCCCCAGACCUGCUGCGCGCCGUGGGGCGGCUGGUGGAGGUCUUCCCUGAUGGCACCAGCCAGCUGGAGCUGCAGCGGCCGCCCGACGGCACCUUCGGGUUUCGCGUCGCCUCUGGGCAUGGCCGGCCUGACACAGGCGUCUACGUGCAGGAGAUGGCGGACGCCAGCACGGCCAAGCUCUACGCGGGGCUCCUCGCCGUGGGCGACGAGAUCCUCCAGGUCAACGGGGCCGCGGUGUCCGGCCUGGGGCUGGCCCGCAUCCGCGAGCUGCUGCUCCGGGCAGACACCCUCUCCCUCCGCGUGCUCCGGCAGCGGCCCGCCCAGCGGUAGCUGUGGGCUGGCUCCUGGGAGGCGGUGGCGCUGGGAUGCUCGGCAGGAGGAUGCUACCGUGGGCGACAUCUUGGAGAUGGGUCCCCACCAGUCCAGCCCAAGCCAUGCGUCUCGCCGUGCCGCUCCCCCUCC
Messenger RNA from Dromaius novaehollandiae (emu), 2623 nucleotides. RefSeq names its product KIAA1614 ortholog. The transcript is spliced from 8 exons. Bases 104 to 2491 code for a protein of 795 amino acids. NCBI's taxonomy places the organism in Eukaryota, Metazoa, Chordata, Aves, Casuariiformes, Dromaiidae. The record is from RefSeq and is a predicted model, not a curated record. Gene Ontology annotation, biological process: establishment or maintenance of cell polarity; regulation of cellular localization; centrosome cycle. Gene Ontology annotation, molecular function: protein binding. Gene Ontology annotation, cellular component: cell cortex; nucleus; apical plasma membrane.